This is a messenger RNA of Loa loa (African eye worm), 4815 nucleotides long. RefSeq lists its product as hypothetical. The record is from RefSeq and is a predicted model, not a curated record. Gene Ontology annotation, biological process: regulation of DNA-templated transcription. The transcript is spliced from 27 exons. Bases 1 to 4815 code for a protein of 1604 amino acids. Gene Ontology annotation, cellular component: nucleus. Lineage: Eukaryota; Metazoa; Nematoda; Chromadorea; Rhabditida; Onchocercidae. Gene Ontology annotation, molecular function: transcription coregulator activity.
AUGAAUAAAGACGUUAGCAUUAGUGAGAAUGUUUUGAGUAGGCAGGAUAAUGAAAAGGAAGAAAUCAAAGAAAUCCAGGAAAAAGAAGAAAUUGUCAAAAUGUGGAAACACAUGGACGAGAAGCUGGAAGUGAAAGCCAAAUCACUUAACCUUACAGCUAUUAAUGUCAAGUCUAUAUUGCACCAUAUGGUAAAGAAUCCACAAGUUAUAUCUGUUAUUAUGGGAUUGAAUAAAAGCUCUGCGAUUGCAGACCUUAAGCUGACGAGGUCAAGAACAAAACAUUUGUGCGCACAAGAAAUGCACAUUGGUGUGAAAGAAGGCGAUGUCGUGACAGUAUCUCGCGCUUCACGAACAUUUCUUGAUGUUAAUUAUAAUUCUAGUGAAGAUGAUGAUGAUUAUCUCCCUGAGCAGGAUGAGGAUGUGAGUGAAGAAGAAAUAGAAAAUGAAGCAAAUACUACGGAAAUUUCGUUUGAUGUUUUGAAUAAGGCGCUUCAGGUAGGAAUUGGUGAUGAUGAUGUAGCACCCGCAUUGCAUACACGUUCAAAACAUGAAAAUAGUAUUUAUCCAGAUGAUGUGCCAAGAUUUGGCGAUGAUGUUUUACUGUAUACUGCAGUGGAUGAUCCAGAAUAUGUGGAAUUCAUUUCAAAUCUGAAUGAUUCCUCAAAAUAUGAUUUUGAUGAGGCCGAGGAUCCGGAAUAUAAUUUUCUUUCGGAUGCAGAUGCCGAAGAUAUAAUAGAAGAGUAUGAAGUACGGAAAGAUCGUGCCACAGAAAUACCUUUGCGAGAAGUUGAGAAUUUGUUGCAAGACUUGUUGGAGGCUCGUUUGCUGCCUUCGCCUGAACACUUGGAGCAAAGUGUUGAUUCCGUAAGGGAUGAAAAUAAAUCAUGCCAAUCGGUUAGGCAAGAUGACCAUAAGCCAAAUAUGAGGAAGGCCAAAACAUUGUUAACGGGAUCUUUAUCAGGAAAUAUUGAACCAAUCACCGUUCUUGUGGAUGCAUCCCUGGAUGAUUUUCAGAAAGUUUUAGCAGGGUCUUCAUCUCUUUUAUGUGCUAGUGUUGAAAAUCCUCCUUUCUUUUCGUUUCAUGAACUUCAGCAGCUUAUCACGCAAUUAGAAAAACAUGUGCAACUACUAACUCAGUUUGCAGUGGGUUGUUAUUUCAAUAAAGCAAUGAUCAAAACAUAUAAUGCUUUUCAAGUUAUGAUUAACGAACUAAACGAUUACUGUUUGGAGCGUCCGGAAUAUUCUCUCUUUAAUGUCAUAAAUUUGGAAGCUUGUAUAACUACGUGCCACGAUGCGAUACAAUGUGAAACUAUCAAUGAUUUUAUUACCUGUCGGCGAAAAUCCAGAAAAUUACAGCUCCCGUUACCAAAAACAAUGUUCGUCCUUUCUCGAAGUAGAGCGUUGCUGUUCCCUGAUUUACUACCACAGGUUCGUUUGGAGAUGUUUCCUGCAUUUUAUCCAUAUUUUAUUCGGGAAGAAGAAUGUCUUCUUGCUCUUGGUUUGUAUCAGUUCGCUCAUUUGAAGCAGUUUUCUGGAAAACGAAGAUGUUAUGCACUGAUCAGUCAGCAUUUAUUGGCAAAUAAAACACAGUCACAGAUACGGCUGCAUUUGAAGAAUUUUCGUUGCAGCAACCAACCUCUACAUACCCUCUUCGUGAAAGCUGAAACAGGUGCAGUAAACAUGAUUUUUCCUUUGGAAAACAGAUCGACCGUGAUUUCUGGUCCGCCAUAUUUGUGGCCACAGCAUCUCCAGCCUAAAUGGCUUAAGGAGCUGGUCGAUAGACAGCACUGUGAUUUAAAAUGUGAAAAUCUUGCUCUGGAUGGUUUGACUUUUGUGAAAAUCGAUAAUGAAAAGGAUUCUCUGUCAGUGGAUCGUUCAGAUUCAGACCGUAACCCUCUUCCGAACAAUCUUUCUGAAUGUCGCACAAUAAGUGCAGGGAAUUGGGCUUUCGAUAAAAAUGCAACAUCCGCGCCAAUCACUUUGGAUACUGAUAACAGCCUAACUGAACAUGCUUAUAGCAGUGCUAGCAUAAGCGGACCAGUGAACGCUGCUGUCGAUAGUGAACAUAUCGAAAUUAAUGGAAUUCCAUUGUCACCUGUUCGCAAUCUUUUGCUUUUCGCAUCCACUCCAGUGUGUAAAAUAACGAGCUCGUUACUCUCAGAUUUACAUCGUUCGAUAGUUACUUCUUCUGUAAACAGAAAGUUGUCACCAACCUUGCAUCACUCAGCAUUUAUGUCAAUUGGACAUAGCAGAUUAUCACCAAACUCAUGUCCUUUGAUUGUUGCAUCGUCAUCCAGUGGGAAGUUAUCGUCAUCAGCCUCACGUCAUUCAAGAAAUUUGUCACCUGCUAAUGGAGAAUUGCUAGCAGCUUCUUCACAGUACUCAACAAUCUUAUCGUCUGCAAAUGAAGCAGCAGAUCUUGUCAGAAGCAUUAGUACGGUCAAGCCAGUAAGAUUCGCACCAUUCAAAAAAAUGCCACUGACUGAAAAAUUAAAUAUAAAUGAAUGCGAAGAAAGCCUUGAUUCCAAUCGAUAUGAGAUUGACAUGACUGGUGAAAUCGAUGGAAGCGUGGGAUUAAGUGUCUCGGACGGAGAAGUUGUGAUGGAUUCAUCACCACCAGAUUCCAAGAAUUUGAUUCAUUUACAACAGUCACCGAAAAAAAUAAAACGUAACAGCAGUGUUGAUGCUCCGUCUCAUUUUAGUACAACCGAUUUUGACUAUUCAUGGUCAACGGAAGCUGAUGUACAGCACAAAAGCGAGAUGAAAUGUGGCAUUUCAUCGUGUUCUGCUGCGGCUAUUGAAAAAAAUGAUGAUCAUCGAGACUAUCAAGAAAUUCGGAGCGUAAGUCGGAAAUCAUUUCAUUCAUCAUGUUUUGAUGCAGAAACUUCUGACAUGGCGGAAUGUUCCUUACUAAUACAUAAAUCAUCAAAAUGGGUUUCCAGUAUUCGGAGUGAAGAUAUGGGAUGUUCUGAUCCAGUAAGAACACCAAUAAACUCGUUGUACUGCAACAACCUAAUGAUGUUCAGCACGGAAAAUAAAGCUAUUCAGUGUGAUCUGGCAGCUUCCAACUGUAAUAGUGGGAUAAUUCAAAUAUUAGAGUGUAGUGGGAACGCCAGGGAUGACAUAAUAAUUCAAGCUAUCCCAAGUGAUUCAGCUGCUAACCUUAUUCGGGUAUUUGAACCUGUUCACUGCAAUGAUUCUCCUUUUGCACAAGAUAAUGAAGAAGAUGGUGAAACAAAAAAGGGACAGAAUGAGCAGACAGUUUCAAAUGAUGGAGGUCGAAGUAAUGAGAGUGUCAGAGAUGAACAGCAGUUACUGACUGGUGCAGCAGAUGGUAGUAAAUCGUCAUUACAGGGCAAUCGAGAAGGUGACGGUAGUGAUGGCGAGGGAAAUGGAUCUGUAGAUGAAGAGAAGCGACGGCGACGUGUGCGCACUCGCAAAGAUCGUGUAAGAGAUGGAUUGCAUGGGAUGCUUGAUGCACAGCAUCGUGCACUUCAAAUAAAGUGUAUGGCGCAUGUUAUUUUUAGCGAUUUUGAACAACGUAUGUUCAUGUAUCAAGAUAAGGUAAGAGCUCUUUGCGAGCUGAUCGCUGAAGGCUCGAUGUCUCCGGAGAUGUUCGAAAGAAUGCAUGGUAUUUUCGAAAGGGAACAUGAACCGAUAUAUUUCCUUCUCUCUUUUCUCUUUCCACAAAAUUUACUUCCAGCAAGUGUUCUUGAAAAUCCGAUUCGUAAAGCAUAUAAUGAUGCCUUGGAAAUGAUAUACAAUAUUGAGGCAUUUACGUCUUUUGGAAACACGAGGCUAUCCGCACGCACUAUAUUUCGUAACGUACGUGAUCUCGGAUCCGAUUGUACCUGUGAGGCCUUAACAACUCGUUUGUCCGAGUUAAUUGGUAAUAAAGGCCCAUUAUGGGAAAUCAUUUCCCAAAAUAUUCCAACUCGUAUUUGUCAAUCGAAUUAUUCCAUGACAAAUUUUGAAUAUGUUGAUUUGUGUAAUUGGAAGAAAAUGGAUGCCCCUUAUGAAAAUGUCGAUCUUACGACAGCGAUUGGUGCUCAGACGGAGAAAGAACGCUCCGGCGUUUUUGUUGGCUUCUUACGCAAUCUCUUCACUGAGCGGAAAGGUAAGCUGUACGAGGUCGUAGCAGAAUGGAAGCAGACGAAAAUUACUCCACCAGUUUCUUCGCGUCGUCGACGUCCAGCAAGAAGAUCGAAGAAACGUAAAUACAAAAUGCCGAAUAAAGUAGAGAUUGUAAAGUUAUCGAAAACAGCAGUUCCGGAGGAGAUAUCAGAUAUUAGUCGACCAUCUCUACGAGAGGAUGAUGUUUUGAGCAUUAUCUCUCCAGGGAAUAGUGCUACAACUUCACAAUCUGUUCGAAAACGGCCCAUUCAACCAACAAAGGAGAAUAUCCUUACCGAGAAUGAUGAUACCAGUUUGAUCGAGUUGGAUUAUGUUGUUGAUCCCGGUGAAAAUUUGAAUAGAAGUUCCGGAAGUGAUGCUGAUAUUACGCUCAAAAAUGUUACAAAAUCUAGAACUACAGAAGCUGAAUUAGCUGUGGGUUCUUUGCACAAAAUUGGCGUUAGAGAAGGAUUAAUCCAGUGCAACGCGCCUUGUCCAGUUAUGGUAAAUUCAACGAGGAAAUGGACUAUUGAAGAGGACCGAAAAAUCCUAUAUAUCCAUAAGGAAAACGGGCCUGAUUUAGAUCUUACACUGGCAUCAGUACAGUUAGAAUUACCUGAAAUUCCUGUUGAUGAAUUAAGGAAAAGGUUGACGUUUUUGUUGAGCAUUCUGGAACGUAUGGAAGGCAGUAGUAGCAAGUAA